GGCUGGAAUGCCAACUGCAAGCGCUGGCCUCCCAGAAUAGAGACAGCAUAUAGAGCUCGCGGUAGCUCUCAUGGUAAUAGAUCUGGGCGCUAAAAAUCUCCGAUUGUUGCAGAAUGCUUCCUAAGCUGCAAGCUAAAACACCCGGGCGCGUAGAGAAGUACAGAAAAAGAAAGACCGUCAGGAGCAAGUUGGCGGUUGGAUAUUGAUGGAAGUAGAUCUCAGGCCUGUGAUUGGUCGUCGCUGUGAAUGUUCUGCGGACUUGAAGCUCUUCGCCGAACGACGGUGUUUUAGCAGUCCAGCAACUCGCCAGUUUCACAUCAUGUUCUCCCGGCUCAUGCGGCCGCAGAGUGCUCUGCGUGCGGCUUCUGCGAUUCCCAAGAAACCCUGCCAGACACGAGCAUUGCACGUUGUUCCGCAGUUGACGUACCAAUCCCAAUUCGAAAGCAAUGGAAUUGAAGGGUUGUUGUCGAAUGAUGCAUUCGAUUGGUCAUGGAACCAGUACCAGAGUCUCAUGGUCGAAAAGCUCAACCUUAUGACCCAGGAUACCCCUGAUGCCGAAUUGAAACCCUACGAACUUAUGUUCAAGUACUCCCGUCAUGCCGAAAUGGCGUCCGUAUUCAACCAUGCCUCGAUGGCUCACAACAACCACUUUUUCUUCAACUGCCUGAUCCCCGCCGACUUCGAAAAAGACAUCAACGACACGUGCUCCUCGGUUGAAUCAUUGAAGCUCGACUUCUUAGCCACGGCCAACGCCAUGUUCGGUCCUGGUUUCGUGUGGCUGGGCAAGAACUUGGAGAGGGAAGGGUUGAUGCACAUCUUCUGCACGUAUAACGCCGGCUCGCCGUACCCGGCGACGUAUGCCCGGAGACAGUCUGUCGAUAUGGCCACCCACACCCGCGAUGCCCCUCUUGGUAACCAAUACGCCGGUUCCAUGGGUGCUCAUUCUGCGAACCAGAGAAGCCUGGCACCGGGUGCUGUGGACGUGCAUCCCAUUCUGUGCGUGAACACCUGGGAACAUGUGUGGUUGAUGGACUACGGUGUUGCGGGCAAGGCUGAGUACCUGGAGCGGUGGUGGAGCCGGAUCAACUGGGAGGUUGUGCAUGACAACUUCCGGGCCGUGAAUGCGAGGAAGAGGUCUGGUACUAGCCGGGAGCGCACUUUGGACUUCACACGAUGAAUCAAUUGAAAAAACGCCGGAAUGAGUUGUGAUGUUCUAUCUUGAUUGUAUUAUAUCUACAUGUUUUCUUUCGUCUUAUGGUCUA
Molecule: messenger RNA, 1262 nt
Organism: Aspergillus ruber CBS 135680
Lineage: Eukaryota; Fungi; Ascomycota; Eurotiomycetes; Eurotiales; Aspergillaceae
Gene: sod4
Product: mitochondrial 37S ribosomal protein mS42
Exons: 5
Coding region: 206-1177 (323 amino acids)
Biological process (GO): superoxide metabolic process
Molecular function (GO): superoxide dismutase activity; metal ion binding
Source: RefSeq, a predicted model, not a curated record